AUGAAGGUCAUUAUUACCGGAUCGACUGGUCUCGUAGGAAGUGCCGUUAUUCGCGAAGCCAUCGCGAAUGACGGCAUCACACACGCGUUUGUCCUCUCGAGAAAGGAUCUGCCCAAGGAGAUUAGCGACAAUGCCAAGGUCACCGUAAUUCCUCACGCCGACUUCUCCAAGUACCCGGAAGAUCUGCUCACUCAGCUUGCCGGGUGUGAGGCUUGCAUUUGGGCUAUUGGCGGACGCGCUCCCCAUUUCCCCGAUCUCGACACGUUCCGCAAGGUGUCUGUUGACUUCACCCUCGCCGCUGCUCGCGCGUUCAAGCAGCGUCUCGCGCCGGCAUUGGCAGACAAUCAGCGGUUUCGGUUCGUCUUCUGCAGCGGCAUGUUGGCGGAAUGGGAUCAACAAAAGUCCCUCCUGUUCAUGGCCGAUUCUCGACAUGUCAAGGGUCAAGUUGAAAAAGGAUUGUGUGAUCUUGCGGAUAAAGACGGUCGAUUCGAUGUCUUUUGCCCCCGACCGAGCGGCGUACUGCCUUCAAAUGUCAGCACGCUGGGAAAGCUCACAGGCAAACUUUAUGGCGCGAUCCAGGUCCAGGACCUUGCCAAAGCUUUGGUUUACAUUGCGCUCAACGGAGCGGAGAAGCAGAUUAUCGAAGCUGGCGAGUUGACGUCUUUGCAUAAAUAA
Clonostachys byssicola is the source of this 675-nucleotide messenger RNA. The record is from the annotation of a GenBank genome assembly. NCBI's taxonomy places the organism in Eukaryota, Fungi, Ascomycota, Sordariomycetes, Hypocreales, Bionectriaceae.